Molecule: messenger RNA, 1136 nt
Organism: Papilio machaon (common yellow swallowtail)
Lineage: Eukaryota; Metazoa; Arthropoda; Insecta; Lepidoptera; Papilionidae
Product: optic atrophy 3 protein homolog
Exons: 4
Coding region: 115-906 (263 amino acids)
Biological process (GO): regulation of lipid metabolic process
Cellular component (GO): mitochondrion
Source: RefSeq, a predicted model, not a curated record
UGCCGAUUGGAUUGCAAAUUUCUGCUCUUUUCACUCGUCGAUGUUAUAAUUUUCAAGAUAUAAUGCUAUAAAGUAACAGAAGUUAAAUAUAAAUAGUGCUUGCUGUUCACAAAAAUGGUAGUUGGAGCUUUUCCCAUUGCAAAACUAUCUGUGUUACUAAUUAAACAGAUCAGUAAACCUAUUGCAAAUGUGUGCAAAGAAAGAGCCAAAAAUAGUCCUUUUUUCAGGACUUAUGUUUGCAUGCCGCCAGCCCAAUUUUAUAACUGGUGUGAAGUAAAAGCGAAAAUGUGGAUUUUGAAUUUGGGAAAACCUGUCAACAUACCAGUACUCAGCCAGGAAAUGGCAAUAGAACUGGGGGCAAAUCUUCUUGGUGAAUCUGUUAUUUUCGUUAUUGGUGCUGCUCUAUUAAUUGUGGAAUAUAAUAGGCAAAGCAAAAAGGAGGCUGCAAAGGAGGAAAAACGUGAACAGGAAAUGAAGCAUAUACUUGGAACAAUUACUGAUCUUUUCUUCACAGUUCAACAGCAACAAACACAAUUAAGGGAGUUGGAGAGAAUGGUUCAAUCAAUAGAUGUCAAAAAACCAUCAUCUCCACAACAACCACCCCCUCCAACUUCACCACCUAAAGGACCUACAAACCAAGACCCACAAACCGUAUCAAGCACACCACAACUGCAAAAUAUAAACUAUGAUAGGUACUAUGUCCCUCUCACACCUUAUCCUGACAAAGGUAUUAUUCUGCAAUCUCUCAAUUAUAUACAAAUGGAUGUAUUCAGUUCCCUUUUCAAUUCUCCCGAUACAGAAAAGAACCAACCAAUGCCUGAAACACCCACAAAUCAUAAGAGAGAACCAGCUGUGUUGUCACAAGCUUUGUACAACAUUGAAAACAACUUUAGAAGUUUGUUUUAAAUUAGUUUUCAUUUUAAUUAUUUGUGAUACAUCUGUAUAACUUAUUGCUUAUUUAUUUUUAGUGGUUAACAUUUGUAGUAAUUUUGUCUGGGGUUCCGAUAAAGGGAAAUAUCCAUAAGCAUUAAAUCAAUGUAAGGAAAGUUUAAUGUCACAAUAUGUGUUUUAUUGUUAAUUGUCUCAUAAAAUUUAAGUCUUGUUACCCUACUGGAUAGCUUUUAUUAUAUUAAGAA